UUAACGUUCGUAUACUGAAGUCAUUGUCAUGUACUACAUGACAUGUAGUACAAUAUUGAUACACCUAUACCUGUAUCCAAUCGUGCGGCAGAUAUUAAUUGUUAUGAUCGAGUUCUGUUGAACUAAAAAAAGAACUAAAAUUAUUAAUUUGACAAAUUAAACGUGUUAAAUUGUGGAAUAAUAGUUAUUUGUAUUUUAUUGUGAAUUUUGAGUAGACAAUUGUGAAAAAACUUAGGCCAUAAGUGGAGUAAUGAAUUAAAUAAGCUAACAGUUUUUAUCUAUGGACGAUGUUAUUUGAUUGCAAGCCAAAAUAUAUCAACUAUAUAAAGUUUAAUUUUUUUUUAAUGACAGAACUUGACAUUUUUUAAAAACAGUAUAUCAUUGUAAAAUAAAAAACAAGAAAAUGGUUCUUAAUAGAAGAAGUUUAGAAAAUUUGAAAAAAAUUGUACCUGGUAGAGGAAAAGCUACUGCACAAGAAGAACAGAUGCGAGUGUUUGUUCGUAUAAAACCAUUAGUUUAUGAAGAUGGUAACCCUAAACCGAAAACUAUUAAAGUAAGGAAUGAAUAUGCUUUAAUAUUUGACCCUAAGCAAGAUGAAACACCUUUUUUUUUCCAUGGUGUAAAACAAAAUCCACGCGAUAUCUCAAAAAAACAACAUAAAUCCAUCAAGUAUGAUUUUCAUAGAGUAUUUGGACCAGAAAGUACAAAUGAAGAUAUAUAUAAUGAAAGUACUAAAGAUCUCUUAGACAAGCUUUUAAAUGGAUAUAAUUGUUCUGUGUUCGUUUAUGGAGCAACAGGUGCUGGAAAAACCUUUACUAUGUUGGGUAAUGAUUCUAAUUAUGGCAUAACUUAUUUAACUAUGAAAGAUUUAUAUGAAAAAGUAAAUGAACAACAAGAAACAAAAAAGUUUGAAAUCUAUGUUUCAUAUCUUGAAGUAUAUAAUGAAAUGGUAUAUGAUUUAUUAGUAAAUGAAAAAAAACCAUUGUUUUUACGUGAAUGUGGAAAUACUACUUCUGUAGCUGGCAUUUCUAUAAAAAUGGUGAAUAAUGUUGAUGAACUUAUUGAAAUGUUAAGGAGAGGUAAUGAUAACCGCACACAACACCCAACAGAUGCAAACGCUGAAUCAUCUAGAUCACAUGCUUUGUUUCAAGUCUAUAUACAGAUGACAUAUAAACAUACAGAUCAAGUAAAAAUGGCAAAACUUUCAAUGGUUGAUCUAGCUGGAUCAGAAAGGGCAUCUUCAAAUAAAGGAAUGCGUUUCAAAGAAGGUUCUAAUAUUAAUAAAUCAUUACUAGCUCUUGGAAAUUGUAUUAAUAAUUUAUCUGAUGGUUUGCGACAUAUUCCAUACCGUGAUUCUAAAUUGACAAGACUUCUAAAAGAUUCACUUGGUGGAAAUUGUAAAACACUAAUGAUAUCUUGUGUAUCUCCAGAAGUCUCUUCCUAUGAAGAUACUCAUAAUACACUGAAGUAUGCUGCUAGAGCUAUGAAAAUCAAGUCCAAUUUAAAGGAAAAUGUGUUGUCAGUCAAUCAUCCUCCUGCUCAUUAUUUAAAAAUUAUAUCUGGGCUGGAAGAUGAAGUUCAAAAACUAAAAACUAGGUAUGAAGAUGUUCUAAAAUCUAAAUCACCUUUGCCUCCAGAUAAUUUAGAAGAUUUAAAGAAUACUUUAGAAACACUAUUUACUGCAAAAUUAAAAAAACAUGUAGAAAUUUUACGCUUAGAAUCAGCUCAAAAAAAAACUGAACUUAGAAUAUUCUUAAAAAAGAGUUUAAUUGAACGUUAUUCAUUGUUUGACUCUCAAAAUGGAGAAGAAAUGGUCAAUGAAUUAAAUCGAAUUAACAUGGCUAUACAGCAGUUUGAAGGACGUAUGGCUAGUAUAAAUGCUCAAUUAAAUAUCCUAUGGGAUGAAGCUCUAGCGACAAAUAAUGAACUACAGACGUUCUUAAAGAAACUGGAAGAAGAUAACGUAAAACAAUUUUUAGAUGUUGACAUAACUAGCUAUGAUGCAAUGAUUGUUAUUGAAGAAAAAAAUACUCUUCUUGAACAUAGAAAUGAAAUAGGUAUGAUUUUAGAUAGCAAUUUUCAUAUCAGUCAAGAACUCAACAAAAUGUUUGCUGAAAAAACUAAUGAAUACUAUUCACUUUUGGAAGCUCACAAUAAAGCUACAGAAGAAAUGAAAAAAAGUCAUUCAAAUAUGACAAAAUCAUUUUUGGGUGGUUUAAAAGCAGUUAGUUGGGAUUUCUCCCCAGGAAAUCAAUGUAAAAUAAAUAGAGAUGCUUAUUUCAAUUUAACUGAACUUAGUAUUGACAAUCUCAGAAAUUGUACAAAACCAGGAAACUCUUUGAGACCGAAUAAAAUAAUAAAAUUGGAAGCUAUGAGUCCUGUUCAAACAAUAGAAAACAAACUACAAAAUAUAACAAUACAAUCAGAUUCAAAUGUAAAAAUGGAGAUAUCUCCAGAAACUAGUGCUAAUGAAACUGUUGUGAUUUCAAAUCAAGCUGAAAGUUUAAAUAAUACUUUUGUAUUAAAACAAAAUGCAGAUGCUGCAUUAAAUACUAAUAAACGCCAAGCUACAACUACACCUCAUCGAAGUAAACCCCCUAUUGAUACUCGGUGUUUGACAAAAUCUAUAACUAAGCCAACUAUACAAAGAAAACGAGUGGUUCUAAAUAAUCACAAAACAGGACAUGUAGCCAGAAAUAUUAAUCAAGAAAAUUUUCCUCUUUUAAUGGCAGCCACUAAGACUUUAGCUGAUCCGAUCCUCGCAAAGACAGUUACUAAAACCAGAGCAAUUUCUUCUAAUGUUCUCUCUGCUAAAUCUGUAAAAUCAAGGAUAAACUCAAAAGAUACAAAUAUGUUGAUUAAUCUUAAAAAUCAAAAACCCACAUUGACCAUGAGGCAACGAAAUUGGCUAUAAUAAAUAAUAGUGGUUAUAUGUAUGAACAAUAUUAUGAAUA
This is a messenger RNA of Daktulosphaira vitifoliae (grape phylloxera), 2954 nucleotides long. RefSeq names its product kinesin-like protein KIF18A (gene Klp67A). Gene Ontology annotation, biological process: microtubule-based movement. NCBI's taxonomy places the organism in Eukaryota, Metazoa, Arthropoda, Insecta, Hemiptera, Phylloxeridae. The transcript is spliced from 13 exons. The coding region runs from base 404 to 2914 and encodes 836 amino acids. Gene Ontology annotation, molecular function: ATP binding; microtubule binding; microtubule motor activity. The record is from RefSeq and is a predicted model, not a curated record.